This is a messenger RNA of Drosophila serrata, 964 nucleotides long. It is a transcript of the gene vilya, whose product is annotated as Ring finger protein vilya. Gene Ontology annotation, molecular function: SUMO transferase activity. The record is from RefSeq and is a predicted model, not a curated record. Gene Ontology annotation, cellular component: synaptonemal complex. NCBI's taxonomy places the organism in Eukaryota, Metazoa, Arthropoda, Insecta, Diptera, Drosophilidae. Gene Ontology annotation, biological process: homologous chromosome pairing at meiosis; reciprocal meiotic recombination; protein sumoylation.
CAGUCUAGCGCAUUAUUUUACUGGAAGAGGCGAAGAACUUUUUGCGUUGGUACCAUUUUAUAGCGCAAAUAAUGCCGAAGACCGUGUCUAAAGUCGACGCAAAGCCAGGAGCUUCGGCUCCCGCUGUUACUUCUCCCGAUCCGGAGUCACACAAGCUAUGGAUCCAUUGCAACCGCUGCUGCGAACAGUACGUCCAGAAGAAGUCCAAGUUCUUCCUGCUCGCCUGCCACCACGUUACUUGCGAAAAGUGUGUCAGUGUCUGUGCGGGCCGCACGCCCAGCGACGCACCGGUAUACGAGUGUCCCGUCUGCCACAACAAAGUGCGCGGUCGGCAGGUUAACAAUACGAUGCCCAACAGCUUUAAGCUAUUCUUCCACCCGGAGCCGUUCAACCUAAACAACGAAUUCAUCGCAACGUUCCAGAUGGCGAACCAUCGCCACUUCGACAGGUUUAAGGAAAAGAAGGGAGCAAAGCUGCACAAGCUGACGAAGGACAUCGAUCUGGCGAAGUCGAUUUGCCAGAAGCGCUACUUUAACCUAGAGAUCAUGCGCGUGGAACGCAAGAAGUUAACACAACGGAUACGUCAAAUAAAGAUACAAGUGGCCAAGCAACGAGAGGAAAAAGAGAGAGAGAGGCGCAUUGCGACGGAUAGACAUCAUCGCACAGCCCAAACGCAGCCCAAGACUGGCUUAGGACUUGGGCAACAACGGCAUCGAGCAAAAACAGUAUCUCCCAUCCAUAAUAAUUACCGUGAUACGAGCAUCACCUCAUCGAGUUCCUCACAAAAGCACAAGCAGGUAACUAGUUUCCGACACCAGCCAAAUUACUCCUUCAAUCUGUAGAUUCGUACAAUGCAUUGGGAUAAUUACGUUUUCACAUUUGUCUAUAUAUAAAUAUUGAUAAUAGUUCUGCAUAAAGUUGAAGUACAUUUUGUGAAAACGUAAUUAUCCAGAUGCAUAUUUAU